Chenopodium quinoa (quinoa) is the source of this 2531-nucleotide messenger RNA. RefSeq lists its product as uncharacterized. Bases 488 to 2254 code for a protein of 588 amino acids. The transcript has 10 exons. Lineage: Eukaryota; Viridiplantae; Streptophyta; Magnoliopsida; Caryophyllales; Amaranthaceae. The record is from RefSeq and is a predicted model, not a curated record.
AGUAUUACAGGGGUUACUUCGUCAGUGUUAAGGGUUACUUGGUCAGCAUUACAGGGUUACCUAAUUAGUAUUACAUGAAUUAGUAUUGUUUGUUUACAAGCGGCCACACGAUAUAGCCGGCUGCACACGAGAUGGCCUGGAAAAAAAAAAAUUACAUUGAGAAUUUUUCUAAAAAAAUGGAAAUUAAUUUGCCAAAAAAAAAAACUUUGUUGUACAACAAAUUUAAAAAAAAAUAUAUAAUUAUCUUGUAAUAAUAAUGUAAUUAGUCAAAUAUAGUCAUAAAUAAUAUUCUUACGAAAAGACGCAAGUCAUUCUCCUCCCUCCAAUUUCUCCCUACUUUCUCCAUCAAAAUUCCACCCUUUCAACCAUUGCUUCAAUCUUUCCUCAAUUAAUUCUUCCCCAAUUUAGUAAAUCCGCCAUUAAUUAAUUUCUUCAAGUUCCCCCUUUUCUAUUUUUUCUCUCCUCACAAAAUUUCAAGCUCACAACAAUGAAUUUGAGCUCCAUUAAUGGCGUUUCGAAGAAUUUCUCUGAUUCAGAUCAAUCUUUGGAUACACCCACUUACCGCUCCAAAAAACUUGGGUCAAAGAAACGGGUAAUUAGGGUUUCACCUUGGAAACGUUUCAAGGGAUUGGGAUUUUUGAUUGGAUUAUUGGGUUUUUUCUUUCUUGUCAAUUGGUGGAUGCUUUCCCGCCUAAAUCAUUCUGUGUUUGUUCCCAAAAUUAGUUCUUCCUUCAAAAAAUCCAAGUCUCCCGUGAUUAUUAAGGAAGACCUGAGAAAGAUAAUUAAAGUGAAUAAGCCUCAAAAGACACCAUUUGGAAGGUUGUUGAAGUUAGCUGCCCAUGCAUUAGCAGAGGGACAGAAUAAGCCGGAACCAAAAGGGCUGUGGGAAGAGCCUUAUGAUCGUGCUUCCAACUGGAAGCCCUGUGCCGAGGAACGUGAUUGGGAACCUAGUGAAGGAAAUAAUGGGUACAUUAUGGUUACUGCUAAUGGUGGGUUGAACCAGCAGAGAGUUGCAGUAUGCAAUGCUGUAGCUGUUGCACGAUUACUUAAUGCAACUCUCGUCCUUCCAAAAUUUAUGUUCAGUAGUGUUUGGAGAGAUGCGAGUCAAUUCGGCGAUAUCUACCAGGAGGAGCAUUUUAUCAAUUACUUAAAACCUGAUAUCCGGAUAGUGAAGGAACUUCCUGAAGAACUGCAAUCUCUAGAUCUAGAUGCAAUUGACAGUGUGGUGACUGAUGAAAACAUCAUGAAGGAGGCCAAGCCAAGCUUUUACCGCAAAAAUAUCCUUCCUCUCUUAUUAAGAAACAAAGUCAUCCAUUUUCUUGGAUUUGGAAACCGCUUGGCAUUCGAUCCAGUUCCAUCUCAGCUUCAGAGACUACGAUGCAGAUGUAACUUCUAUGCACUGCAAUUUGUCCCAAAGAUUCAAGAAGGUGGUGCAUUGAUUCUUCAAAGAAUAAGGCAAAACUCUUCUCAUGCUGGACUACUGGAUAGUUAUCUUGUGGGCCCAUAUGCAAAGAAAAUGGUGAAAGGAAAAAGAGGCCAUUCUGUGAAAGGCCCAAAGUACCUAGCUUUGCACCUGAGAUUUGAAAUUGACAUGGUGGCUCAUUCACUUUGUAAGUUUGGUGGAGGUGAAGAAGAGCGGAAGGAGUUGGAAGCAUAUCGCCAGAUUCAUUUCCCUGCAUUAACACGCCUUGAGAAGAAUGAAAAGUUACCUACUCCUGAUGAACUUAGGUCAGAGGGUCUUUGCCCAUUAACACCUGAAGAAGCAGUACUUAUGCUUGCUGCUCUGGGUUUCAACCGUAAGACACAUAUAUUUCUGGCUGGUGCUCAAAUUUAUGGAGGACAGUCAAGGCUGGCUUCCUUAACCAGCUUGUAUCCUCAUUUGGUUACUAAAGAAAAUUUGCUUUCACCAUCUGAACUCGAACCAUUUAAGAACUUUUCAUCUCAGUUGGCAGCACUAGACUUUAUAGGUUGCACAGCAUCCUCAGCCUUCGCCAUGACAGACUCUGGGAGUCAGCUGUCAGCUCUAGUUUCUGGUUUUCGCAUGUAUUAUGGGGGAGGACAAAUGCCAACAAUAAGGCCUAACAAACGAAGACUUGCAGACAUUUUCUUGAAAAAUACCACAAUAGAAUGGAAGGUUUUUGAGCAGAGAGUGAGGAAAGCAGUGAGACAAACUAAACAAGUUCACCGACGGCCAACAGCAAGAAGUAUCUAUAGGCAUCCUCGUUGCAAAGAGUGUAUGUGCUUGUUGGAAUAGAGUGUCUUAGUUUCGUAUUACCAACCAUAGAAUAGUUGUUGUAUAUUGGUGUUUUGUCAGGUUAUAUUAUCCACCAUUGUUUAUGCAUAGGUUGUGAUUGACAAGUUUUUCUGAUUUUUCUACCCAUUAGAGGGAAAUUACAUAGUACAAACUGAUGGCUUUCACUUUGGCAAGCAGCGGGUUUUGAUUGUAUUGAGUUGUAGUCUUGUAGUGUUGUACCAUUUCUGGUAUGAUACACUAACACAGAAUUUUGUAAUGCCAAAGCUAUUUUUUUUUA